CCGACACAGUGAGGAGGUUUAGAAACAAGAGGGAGUUAUUGCCGGUGAUACCAGUAAAGACACAUACAGCUUGUUUUUUUGUCUUGCAGCCGCCAACUACUUUUCAGCAACCAGGGCUUGAAGUGCAGGGGAAUAAGAAAGGGUGGUGUUUACCAGUAGAGGUCAGGCAGGCAAAGGAAAGAGAAGCAUGUGGAUGUUUUCAAGCUUAUCUGACAGUGACAACAGGAUGAGAAUCUGAGAGGAAAGAACAUGGAGUGAGCAGAAAUACCUAUAGAGACACAAAACACUUAGCCUAGUUGGUCUUGUAGGCAAACAGAUAGAGACAAGGUAAUUAGUCCCCUUUGCCUUUUUCUGUCCAAAGAAGUGAGAGCACGAGGCAAGGGAUCGUAACACUGGAGCUCAAGGAUAUACCAUGGACUCUGCAUACAUCCCACCACACCUGGACGUCCACCAUGCUCCCUGCUAACCUCCUGCUCCUCAUGGUCUUGCUGCUACCUCAAGCCUCGUCUGGUCGCCAGGGUGGAGAAUCCAGCGAGACUAACAAUGGCAGGGUGCCCCCAUCGACUUCCUCACCAUCGCCUACGGCAGCACUGCCAGAUCCUGGUCUGGCACAGACCAUCCAGUCUCUCCUCCUGAGCCGACUGGGCCUACAGUCUCAACCCAAACCCAGGCCUGGAGUGCCUGUGCCGCAGUACCUCCUUGAUCUUUAUCGCUUCCACCAGCAGCAAUACCAUCUACUAGAAGACCCAUCGUUUAGCUUCCCCAGCCAUCACAUUCAGCAGGCUAACACUAUUCGCAGCUUUCAUCACAGUGAGCCCCUUGGCGACAGUACCAAAGCAAAAGAUCAGACAAGAGUGCACAUUUCCUUCAAUAUCUCCUCCAUUCCUGAAGAUGAAACGGUUCUCUCUGCUGAGCUUCGGUUACUCCGCAGUGACACCGCAUCCCUGGGCCCUGGACCCCACAGAUUAAACCUGUACCUCUCUAAACAUCAUGAGGAUCCUGAGCCUACUUUGCUUGAAACAAGGUUACUCAAUAGCCUCCAUAGCCAUAAAGCUGGUGGUUUCUGGGAGGCAUUUAGUCUAAAUGCGGAGCUCCUACAGAAGGCCCAUGGUGGGACUGGCAGUUUGGGCUUCCUGCUGGAAGUCAAACCUGAAAAAAACACCAGCUUGCCUGACCAAAGCUACUCUUCUGGUGCAGGUGAUGAUCAGGCAGAGCAACACAAAGAGAGACACCUGAGGGUGUGCAGGUCUGUGGGGCAGGACGAUCACAGCUGGGCCCAGGAGAGACCCCUCUUGGUGACCUACAGUCAUGAUGGCCAUGGAGAGCCUUUAGUCAAACAUGGCAGGAGAACAUCUGGUAAUAGCAAGUGGAUUAAGGCUAGAAAGGGGUUAAACAUAAAGACCAAGAAAACCGGCCAAGGCCACAAUAGAGACCAAGGCUGGGGAAAGGGCAGAAAAAUUGGUUAUUCUAUGAAGAGCUGGGGGGAUGAUAAAGGAGUAGUAAGCUGGAGCGAUCGUGGAAGGGUGAAAAGAAAUGGGGGUCCAACUAAACUGAAGCGACUUUCCCGUGGCAGGUGCCGGCGUCAUCCUCUAUAUGUAGAUUUUAGUGAUGUGGGCUGGCACAAGUGGAUCAUCGCACCUAGCGGCUAUGAUGCCUUCUUCUGCCUGGGAGAGUGCCGUUACCCUCUGGCUGACCACAUGAAUGCCUCCAGCCAUGCUGUGGUCCAAACCAUGGUGAACUCUGUGAACGGAGCAGUGCCCCGGGCAUGCUGCGUCCCUACCUCCCUCAGCCCCAUCGCCCUGCUCUACCUGGACAAUCACGACAGAGUCGUGCUGAAGAAUUACCAGGACAUGGUGGUGGAGACCUGCGGCUGCUGGUAGAGGAGCCAGAGGGCUCAGACAGCGUGACACUGACAAUGGGCCAUUAAAGAAAAAAAGAGGAAACUAAAAUGGCAGAUGGAUGGGAGGAAGAAGCAGAAAGAGACAGCCAGAAAACUGCAAACAGAGACUGAAAGAAAAGUAGCAAUUAGAAAUAUGAGCAGACAGGAGAGAGAGAAUGGGAUAGAGCAGCUAAGUUUUAUCAGCAACAAGAGAUUAGACUGAAAGGGAGAAGUUGAAGUAAAAGAAAAUUUGAAAGAAAGAACACGCUACAAGUAGAUGAAUGAUAAGCAGACAUAGUGAUGACAGAAUAAACUGCCAGGAGCGAUUCUCUAUUAACCAUUUUGCAAUUUUGCAGCUGUUUACAUCAUUCACUGCCAGUCUACUAGUUCAACUGUGAGAAGCCAAUGCUUUAACAUCAAAUGCUUUAACAACAGAAGGUGUGUUAAUGACUGUAAUGUGUCGGAAGGCACAGGUAAAGGAAGGCAGUCAAACUCUUAAGUAGUAAUAGGAGCCACUGAUGGGCAGAGAUGGAGACUCGAGUUGCAUGUGAAUUGCAGAAACAAUGACUUCAGACUUGACACAGACUCUACAGGCCAACGACUCAACUCAGACUCGAGGUCUGGGACUUGAGUUUCAUGAACUAUCUUUAACUCAUGUAAUCAAGAGAAAAAGUAAGCUAGUCAAUGUUGUUCUUUUGAAUAAAUAACACUGAGCCCUCUGUGAUACCAUAGUGUACACAAAUGACGAUACAAGAAUUGUCUUUAACACGUCUGAACAGUAUGUGCCAGUAAAAGGUGCUUACGGCAGCUUUCAUUUUCGCCGAGAUGUUCAUUUUAUCCUGGUAAAGGGUUUGUUUAAUUUAUUAACCUUCAUGUUUAACAGACUGCGAGCUAUUAAUGGUUCAUAACAACCUCUUCCUGUCAGCAGUAUCAUUCCAUAAUGAAAAUAACUUAACUUCUGACACCUUAUUCUCCCACUGGUAAGGUGGCACCAUGACAAAAACACUUUGACUUCUUCGGUAUAAAAGCAUUUCCAGUUAUGUUUAGUUAGAUAUUUCAUAUUCUUUUUUAUUUACUCACUUUCUAUUCUACCUUGGUACCAUAAAACCUUUACUGUUUAGACACAACAACAAAGCUUUUAAAUGUAGAUUUUUGAACAUGGUUUCCAAUACAUUCCUGCUCAUUCUACAACUAAAAAAAAAAAGCCAGUAACCUUGUAUAAUCUGUUGUAUAGUAAAGCAUAAGGCUAUUUGAACUGUGGGAUUAACAGGUGAUAACUAGACAAAUACAAUUUAAUGAAAAGCAUUUCCUGUUAGAUGUAUUAAGAAAUUUGACAUUACCCCUGUUUCAGCACAUUUUCUUUGAACCCAAGUGCAUAUUUAGAUUUCUUACUCAGGUAAAUAUUGUCGUCAUUUUUUGCCACCUAAACUCCAAGAGCCUGUAACCACUUAUUCUUUUCACAAUAAGCAGCUUGACCUUACUUCCAGUCAAUGCUAGUGUCAUUCAUUUGGCGCGGAAACUAAGAAAAUACUACGUGUCGCUGCAUGUAUCCAUUGGUAAAACCAUGUGGGGGGUAAAAUUAGGACACAGUCUAUUGCUUUAAUAUAAUAACGCCAUGAAUACACAUCAAAACACAUUUUGUCCUUGCAAAUAGCACAUGAAAACAAAAAUACACAGUAAAACAUUUUCUUACCUGAUAGUCUUCAUUAUUAUAAGACUUGUUUUAUAAAUGGCAAUUCUUCACUCCAUAUCUAUACAUUUAUACAUGAUUUUUCAGGCUCUAUAUUAUAAGGAUCUGCCUUCAACACUCCCCCUGUAAUCAGAAAAUUGUGCUUUGAAGUUACUUACCUGCUUAUCUAAAACAGCGAAACAGGUUUAUCUGUAGUUGGUCGGGCACCAAAAUAUAUUCUUUUAAAACCUCACCACAAAGUCCAUUGGCAUUCUUCCAUUUGUAUAGUUGUACUCUAACCACUAUAAUCAAUGAAAACUUUGAAUGAUAAGACUCACACAGAUUUUGUUGCUGCAUUAAAUAUUGUUUCUUCAUAAUUUACAAAAAUAAUUCAUAGCAGUAUACCGUUUUUUUUAAUUAAACUGGACACGCUGAACAGAUUUUAAAGAUGUUAAAUGAUUAUGCAUUAAAUUAGACAUAAAGAUCAUGAUUUGACAGAGGUUCUGUGUUUUAGAAAGACUAGACUCCAUGCAUCCGAUGUGAGGAUGUUCCUUUCUACCAUCACAGACUUGAGACUUGACAUGGACUUGGGACCAAAGACUUAAGGGUCAACUUGGACUUGGGAAAAAUAAUAUUUGUCCGCAUCUCUGUCCUCGGGAUACAUUUAAGCUCCUGUGCAACAUUCAAACUAUCCUAGUGUACUUCUGCCUGACUUGACCUGAAUAAUCGACUGCAUUUGAAAUAUGACGACGGCACCAGCAUGGCAUUAAAAACUUUGUGCUACAGUGUUUUGUCUGCAGUAUUUGUAUUAGAAGAAGGGUCCAUUUGUUUCUAUGAAAGCUAAUAUAAUGAAUUACUGUACCAUACAAGCAAACUACAUCACAAGCUAUUUAAAUAAAUAAUGCUGAGGAAUUAAUAUGCUAUUAUUUGAAUGUAUUGCUAUCAUUAUUAUUUAAAAAAAAGAAUUUUGUAAAUUUAUUUUGCAAAAAUUCAUGUAAUGGUUGUGUCAUGAUUUUUACAUAAAUAAGUGAACUCUAAGUUAAGACACAUUAUGUAAAGAAGCAGCAGUAUGGUGUAUUUAAUCUAGAAAAUAUUUAAAAUACCUGCACUCUUUAGAGUAUACAGCAAACAUGAAAGCCUGCCAGCCACAUGAAGUACCUAAUGGUAGCUUCUACAAAUGUUUAGUGUGAUGAAAUUAACAGUGUUUGACGCUUCCCAUGCCUUUUGGUGUGCAACACAUCAUAGCAGACAAAUGUGGUAUUACCUCUAGGAACUGAACUAACACAUCAGUUGAAAGCUCUGUGUGUUCUAGCUGCUAAAGUGUGUAACACAGGUGUCUUUGCUAUAGCUGUGUUUGCAUGUGUAUGAUGUGAUGGAUAGUAAAACUCGGCCUUUAGUGCCUUUUAAAACAGGGGCUUUAAACUUGUUCUCUGCUGAGCUUCGUGAGUGUUUUACCGUGAUCCAUUUUCCUCUAUGAAUGGAAACAUUUAAGCAAUAGCUUGUAAAGUGUUUGCCAAUAUACCUCUAAUAAACAGACCAAGCAGAA
Girardinichthys multiradiatus is the source of this 5094-nucleotide messenger RNA. RefSeq names its product bone morphogenetic protein 16 (gene bmp16). Gene Ontology annotation, cellular component: extracellular region. The record is from RefSeq and is a predicted model, not a curated record. Lineage: Eukaryota; Metazoa; Chordata; Actinopteri; Cyprinodontiformes; Goodeidae. Bases 453 to 1880 code for a protein of 475 amino acids. Gene Ontology annotation, biological process: BMP signaling pathway; SMAD protein signal transduction. The transcript is spliced from 3 exons. Gene Ontology annotation, molecular function: cytokine activity; growth factor activity.